This is a messenger RNA of Paraglomus occultum, 238 nucleotides long. The record is from the annotation of a GenBank genome assembly. Lineage: Eukaryota; Fungi; Glomeromycota; Glomeromycetes; Paraglomerales; Paraglomeraceae.
AGAAGCCAGAGCUCAGAGAAAGAGACGAAUUACGCAACAAUGAAACGCUUAAGGCCCAAAGAUCCUAAAAUAGAGGCUUUGCAAGAACUUACCAACUUCAUUCUAACAUUAACGGUCAAAGUGUAUGGUUUUUUCCAACACUCAAGAAGUCUUGCAGAAAAUCGUAUUUUGCAGAAAAUCAUACGAUGUGCAGAAAGUUUCGAUGGAUAUCUGCUUCCAUACCAUACUACACACGCUU